AUGCGAUUCACCGAUCGAGCAAUCCUCCUUUCGUCGGCCCUACUCGCGAUACCUUCUUUAACUACGGCCUUUUACCUUCCAGGUGUUGCCCCAACCUCCUACGACGAAGGACAAGCUGUUCCGCUCUAUGUCAACCACUUGACUCCCAGCCUCUCCCGCGAUGACCAGCUUCACUCAGUCUUCUCAUUUGACUACUACCACCCGGCAUUCGGAUUCUGUCGUCCGACAGAUGGCCCCAAGGAUGUAAGGGAAUCCUUAGGCAGCAUCCUGUUCGGUGAUCGAAUUCGCACCUCACCAUUCGAGCUUCGCAUGGCAAAGAAUGAGAGCUGCAAAUCGAUCUGCGCCGACGCAAAAUUUGAUGCUCGCAACGCGAAAUUUACCAAUCGGCGAAUUUCACAAGGCUACAACAUCAACUGGCUAGUGGAUGGACUGCCGGCCGCGCAGCUGAACUACGAUAGUGUUACCAAGACCAAGUUUUACAACCCUGGUUUCGCCCUGGGUGAUUUGGAUGACAGUGGCCAGGCCAUUCUCAACAACCAUUAUGAUAUUAUGAUUGAUUAUCACAAGGUGGGCUUCGGUGGCAAGGACAAAUAUCGCGUUGUUGGAGUACUGGUCCAACCUGAAUCUCGCCGGGACUCCCGGAAUUUAGAUGAUGGGACCGCUGAGUGUGGCACCCAGGGCGACGUUCUUAUGCUGAAUGAGGAUGGAGAAACUACAGUCACCUGGACGUAUAGUGUGUACUGGAGGGAAUCUCCCACUGCCUGGGCCACCCGUUGGGAUAAAUACCUUCAUGUUUAUGAUCCCAAGAUCCAUUGGUUCUCUCUCAUCAACUCGGCUGUCUUCGUGGUGUUCCUGGUGGGCAUGGUCAGCAUGAUUCUUUUGCGCGCCCUCAAGAAGGACAUCGCGCGCUACAACAGACUGGAUUCGUUCAACCUGGAGGAUUUGGAUAGCACUUCAGCCGCGAUUGAAGACGGUGUCCAGGAGGAUUCUGGCUGGAAGUUGGUCCAUGGUGACGUCUUCCGCUGCCCAAAAUCUCCGUUGCUGCUGAGCAUAAUGCUGGGCAACGGUGCCCAGCUGUUCAUGAUGACUGGUGUGACCGUUGCAUUCGCCUUGCUUGGUCUUCUUUCUCCCUCGAACCGUGGGUUCCUGGCGACUGCCAUUCUUCUGAUUUCUGCACUUUUCGGUGGCAUUGGCGGUUACGUGUCGGCGCGUGUAUAUAAGACCUUUGGAGGAGAGGCAUGGCGUCGUAACAUUAUCAUGACGCCUCUUUUCAUCCCCGGUAUCAUCUUUGGUACUUUCUUUACGCUCAAUCUCUUCGUUUGGGCCAAGGGAUCUAGUGGUGCUGUGCCUUUUGGAACUAUGCUGGCACUGGUUUUGAUUUGGUUUGUCAUUAGCGUGCCACUGAGCGUGGCAGGCAGCUGGUUGGGAUUCAAGCAAUCGCCAAUUGAGGGCCCGACUAAGACCAACCAAAUUCCCCGCCAGGUUCCCCCGAUGGCCGGUAGCCUGCGUACUAUUCCAUCAAUUCUGCUGACCGGAAUCCUUCCCUUUGGUGCUAUUUUCGUCGAGCUGUACUUCAUCAUGACCUCACUCUGGACCAACAAGAUCUACUAUAUGUUCGGUUUCUUGUUCCUCUGCUACGGUCUGAUGAUCAUCACUUCCGCAGCCACAACCGUGCUGUUGGUGUACUUCUUGCUAUGCGCAGAGAACUACCGGUGGCACUGGCGCGCAUUUGCUGGUGCAGGUAUGACCGGUGGAUAUGUCUUUGUGAAUGCGUUGAUCUUCUGGGCGACACGGGUGAGCUUUGGUGGAUUGACCGGUGCGGUGCUCUAUGUGGGCUAUUCUGCGUUGAUCGCCUUUAUUGUGUUUAUUUUGACUGGUUCUAUUGGUUUCUUUGCCAGUUGGGCAUUCAUCCACCGUAUCUAUGGCUCCAUCAAAGUGGAUUAG
Molecule: messenger RNA, 1944 nt
Organism: Penicillium soppii
Lineage: Eukaryota; Fungi; Ascomycota; Eurotiomycetes; Eurotiales; Aspergillaceae
Product: transmembrane 9 family protein
Exons: 4
Coding region: 1-1944 (647 amino acids)
Biological process (GO): vacuolar transport; protein localization to membrane
Cellular component (GO): fungal-type vacuole membrane; endosome
Source: RefSeq, a predicted model, not a curated record